This is a messenger RNA of Spirodela intermedia, 3580 nucleotides long. The record is from the annotation of a GenBank genome assembly. NCBI's taxonomy places the organism in Eukaryota, Viridiplantae, Streptophyta, Magnoliopsida, Alismatales, Araceae.
AUGGCGGGCCCCGGCAGGUUGGGCCCUCGCGGGGGAAAGCGGCCUUCGUCGUCGUCGUACUGCACGGUGACCACGGUGGCCUUUGUGGCCUUCUUCCUCCUCGCCGUCUGGGUUUUCUCCUCCUCCUCGUUCGUCCACUCCUCCACGAGAACUGGCGGCGCCGCCGUCCGCAGCCGGGCUUCUUUGUCGUCAGUUUACUUUAGGAGUACCCCUUCCGUUUUGUUGAACGGCUCCUCAGAGGAAGGUGAGAAGGUGGGCGAGGAGGAAGCGGAGGGGGCUGUGGAUGAAGAGCCCCCUGUGGGUGUUGUUUCGGAGGGGCUUGAGAUCAGAAGGGAAGCAUAUCCUGGGAGUGAGGGGACAGAGAAAGAGGGCAGUCCAGACGAGCGCAAAGAGGAGGAGAGGCAGUUGCGGCAGCAGCAGCAGCAAGAAGAACAACAACAACGGCAUCACCAACAACAUCAAGAAGAACGACAACGGCAUCAACAGCAGCAGCAAGAAGAAGAACGACAACGGCAUCAACAGCAGCAGCAAGAAGAAGAACGACAACGGCAUCAACAGCAGCAGCAAGAAGAAGAACGACAACGGCAUCGACAGCAGCAGCAAGAAGAAGAACAACGGCAUCAGCAGCAGCAGCAAGAUGAAGAACAACGAAAUCAGCGGCAGCAGCAACAGGAGGAGGAACAACGGCAUCAGCAUCAGCAUCAGCAGCAGCAGCAAGAGGAAGAACAACGGCAUCAACAGGAGGAGGAGGAGGAAGAACAACGGCGGCAGCAGCAGCAGCAGCAGGAACAGGAAGAGGACAAUGUUCUUUCACAGCAGUAUCAAAAAUCAGAGGAGGAGGCCAAUGGGGAUCUGCCGCUGGAAAGCGAGGGAGAACAAUCCCAGGAAACAGGCAUGGAGCAGGAAGAACGGCAGCCACCAGAUCCGACUUUCGACGAGGAGGUCAAUCGCGAAGGACAUGAGAAAGCAGGAGACGAGUCCGUCAACCGGGAGGAGGAUGACCCAUCAGAGACACACGACCCACAGAACGAAGGAGAAGCUGGCUACCUAGACCAUCAUCGUCUUCAGAAUCCAUACAGCACCGAAAAUAAGGAAACCGAACUCCCGUCCCACCAAGAACUGAAGGACGCCGAAGAGCAGGAGGAAUCCCCAAGCAAGAUAGAGAAGGAAGAAGAAGGCAACGAAGUCGUGCACCUCCGACGAGAAACAGAAGAGAGCGUCAAAGAUUCUCAGGCCGCCGCCGAGGAGCUCGCCAGCGAAACUGACGAGAGAAAGACGCCGCCGUGGACCACUCAGGAGGAUCAGUCGCAAGAUGAGAAGGAGAGGCAGAAGGAACUUCUUCGUUCACAGAUCAAGGAGACCAAAUGGGCGCUCUGCAAUGUAACAGCCGGGGCGGACUACAUCCCCUGCCUGGAUAACACGGAGGCUCUGCGGCACAUCCCCACCAGGCACUACGAGCAUAGGGAGCGCCAUUGCCCCGAGGAGUCGCCCUCUUGUCUGGUCCCCCUCCCUCAGGGUUACAGGAGGCCCGUCGAGUGGCCCAGGAGCAGAGACAAGGUGAGAAGACGAUGAUCCUCGAUGGACAUGCGAGGCGUUCUGCGCUGCCGCAGCUGGUUAAUCGUUGUUUCUCGCCUGCAGAUCUGGUACAAGAAUGUUCCGCAUACCAAACUGGCCGUGGUGAAGGGGCAUCAGAACUGGGUGAAGGUCUCCGGGGAGUACCUCACCUUCCCCGGUGGCGGGACGCAGUUCAUCCAUGGCGCGUUGCACUAUAUCGACUUCAUCCAGAGGGUAGGGUGCAAUCUUCGAGCUCAUGCCGCAACUUCUUCUUCCCCGCUUCGUUCUCCGAGCUGAUUGAUACCUUCCGCGAUGGCGGUUUUCGUUGCAGUCCGUGAGGAACAUUUCAUGGGGGAAGCGCACCCGCGUGGUGCUCGAUGUCGGCUGCGGGGUGGCCAGCUUCGGCGGCUACCUAUUCGAGAGGGACGUCCUCGCCAUGUCCUUUGCUCCCAAGGACGAGCACGAGGCGCAGGUUCAGUUCGCCCUGGAGAGAGGGAUCCCAGCGAUCUCCGCCGUGAUGGGCUCCCAGCGCCUCCCCUUCCCCAGCAAAGUCUUCGAUCUCAUUCACUGCGCACGCUGCCGCGUUCCAUGGCAUGCAGAAGGUCCUCCUCCCCAUCUCUCCCCCUUCCCUUCUCUUCCUUACCGAGGGUGAAAACCCUGCAGGUGGUGCCCUCCUUCUGGAGCUGAAUCGACUUCUACGCCCUGGCGGCUACUUUGUCUGGUCGGCCACGCCUGUAUAUCAGAAGCUCAAAGACGAUGUGGAGAUAUGGAGGGGUAUCGCUUACUGUUUCUUUGUGCUUGUCUGCACAACAUCGAUUACUUCUCCAUUCGACCCACCCAUUCCUCACCGAGAGAUCUUCCAUUCUUCCAUUGCAGCGAUGAUGGCUCUCACCAAGUCCAUGUGCUGGGAGCUCGUCACCAUCAGAAAAGACAGGCUGAACUCUGUAGGGGCCGCCUUCUUCCGCAAGCCCAUCUCCAACGAGUGCUAUGACAGCAGGCAACAGAAAGCCCCGCCCUUGUGCAGGGAAGACGACGAUCCGGACGUUGCCUGGUAAGACCGACGGCAACGAGGGCGCCUAUGACGAGCAGGAAACCCUAAAAAAAUGCCGGCCUUAAAUUUUCUCGGCUUCAUAUGUCUCUCAGGUACGUUUCUCUGCAGUCCUGCAUGCAUAGGGUGCCGACUGAAGCUUCCGAGAGAGGCUCCCGUUGGCCGGAGGAAUGGCCGCGGAGACUGCGGACACCCCCACACUGGCUGAAAAGCUCCAAGCUCGGAGUGUAUGGAAAACCAGCUCCGGACGACUUCACGGCGGACUAUGAGCACUGGAAGCGGGUCGUCUCCAUGUCCUAUCUCGCCGGCCUGGGGAUCGAGUGGCCCAAAGUGAGGAACGCCAUGGACAUGAGAGCUGUAUACGGAGGGUAACUUCCGCCCUCCUUGUUGAUCUCCGUUAGGGUUUUUCCUGUACUUUCUUCCAUUCCACCUCUUGAAGGAGUUCAUGAGCUCUUCUUCUCAGGUUUGCGGCGGCGUUGAAGGAUUUGAAGAUCUGGGUCAUGAAUGUGGUGGACGUUGACUCGCCGGAGACCCUCCCGAUCAUCUAUGAGCGUGGGCUCUUCGGCAUCUACCACGACUGGUGCGAGUCAUUCAGCACCUACCCCAGGACCUACGACCUUCUCCACGCCGACAAGCUGUUCUCGACCUUGAAGCAGAGGUACCCACCUGACGGAACCGUCCCCAAAAACCGAAGAACAGUCAACCAUUGCAAACUCCUUCCUGAUAUGAAUCAAAUUCUUUCGAUGGUUUUUCUGCAGGUGCAGCGUGAUUCCUGUGGUCGUGGAGGUCGACAGGAUACUGAGGCCGGGGGGGAAGCUGAUCGUUAGAGACGAACAGAAGGUCGUGAGUGAGGUGGAGGAUGUGCUGAGAUCUCUUCACUGGGAGGUCCCCCUGACGUUUUCAAUGGGUCGAGAGGGGAUUCUCUGCGCAGAGAAGUCAGACUGGCGCCCGCCGGAGACUCUCUGGAGUUCAUCUUGA